Molecule: messenger RNA, 3640 nt
Organism: Myotis myotis
Lineage: Eukaryota; Metazoa; Chordata; Mammalia; Chiroptera; Vespertilionidae
Gene: PARP14
Product: poly(ADP-ribose) polymerase family member 14
Biological process (GO): negative regulation of gene expression
Cellular component (GO): cytoplasm; nucleus
Molecular function (GO): transcription corepressor activity; nucleic acid binding
Source: RefSeq, a predicted model, not a curated record
UGGGGUAGGACUAGCAGUCCCGCCCUGAACAGGGCUGAGGAUGGCUGUGCCUGGCUACUUCCCGCUGCUGGUCGAGGGGUCCUGGGGUCCUGAUCCCCCGAAGAGCUUGAUCACCAAGUUGCAGUUGUACUUCCAGAGCCCGAAGAGAUCUGGAGGCGGGGAGUGUGAGGUCCGACAGGAACCAUGCAGCCCGGCCCGCUUCCUAGUGCUCUUCCACCCGCUUGACGUUCGGGAGAACGUUCUGGAGAGAGAGAACCAUGAGUUAGCAUUGCCAGGAAGAGGAACAUUUAAGUUAACGGUCAAGUUGCCUCCAGACCCAAAUGAAGUCCAUGAUGCCUCUAAGGAGAAAAUUCCAGCAACGGAAUCCAAGGCCAAAGAACAUGCCAAAGAACCAGAUGCAUCAGAAGAUACACAAAUCUCUCUCAACAAAAGAUCAGAAAAAAUGGAAGAUAUCCCAAAGCAAUGUGAAAAUAUUCCCUCUUUGGUUGCAUUUGAAAAUCUCAAAGCAAAUGUGACUGACAUGAUGCUAACCUUGUUGGUGGAGAACAUAAGUGGCCUGUCCAGUGAUGAUUUUGAAGUGGAAAUAAUACGAGAUUUUGAUGUUGGCGUAGUUACCUUUCGAAAAUACAUAGAUGCCAUGAAAUUUGUUGAAGAUUGUGCCAUGCACCAUUCAGUGACACGACUUCAGCUUUCUCCAAGACUUCUGGAAAUGACAAAAACAAUCAGGGUUGAAAACCUGCCACCUGGUGUUGACUCCGAUAAUUUGAAAUGUUUAUUUGAAAAUCCUCAAAAUGGAGGGGGAAGAAUUGUCAGUAUUGAAUGUUUUCCUGAAGAGAGUUCAGCUCUGAUAGAAUUUUUUGACAGAAAAGUGUUAGACACCAUCAUGACCAAGAAGCUUGACCUCAAUAAUAUGCCGCUCUCCGUGUUCCCAUAUUAUACCUCCUUGGGCACAGCUCUGUAUGGAAAGGAGAAGCCUCUGAUCAAGCUUCCAGCACCAUUUAAAGAAUCUUUGGAUCUUUCUUUGUGGAAGUUCUUACACAAAAGGAAUCAUCUGAUUGAGGAGAUAAAUGAAGAAGUGAGACGUUCUCACUGUGAGCUAACAUGGUCCCCACUCAAUGGUGAAGUUACCAUCAGCCCUGCAGCCACCUUAGUCAAUCAAGGAAGAAAAAGAAUCAAGAACUGGAAGAAAGAUGCUUCCACAGCCUUCUUUGGCAUCAGGUCUAGAUUUAAAGUUAGCCCAUUUAAAGUGGACCCAGUAGUGUGGGACAUCAUGAAAAAUGACUUAGAAGAUGAAAGAAUUUUGAUUGAGUUUGAUACAGGUAUGGGGAUUGUAACCUUAGUGGGGAAAUCAGAGGAUGUACAAAACAUUGAGCCACAAAUCAAGGAAUUAAUAGAAAAGGCCACUCAAAAAAUUAAAAGAGAAGAGCAAAGUCUGAAGGGGAAAGUGGCCAUGUCUCCAAGAAAGUAUUCUCUUUUGUGCCACAGUGGUGUGCAGGAGCGUCUCCGCAGGGAGUACCCAGAGAUGGAGAUUUUUUAUGACAGAGCCACCCAACACAUGUGCUUUAAAGGACUAGGUAUAGAUGUGUAUAAAGCAAAGUGUGAAGUCCAGGAAAAGGUGUACACCAUGGUUCAGAAAAGCAUUCAGCUUCCCCCGGAGGUUUUGCAGUUUUUGCAACAGAUCGACUGUUCAGAACUCUCCAAGUCUCUUUUGAUAGCACAGAAAAUUCUUGCAGUUUAUGAGCUAGAGGGCACAACUGUUUUCUUAACCGGCUGUUCUUCUGAAGUCCUCUUAGAAGCUGAGAAGCAAAUGGUCAGUGCCUUAAGUUAUAAGCGCAUAGACAUUGAGGACAGGGAAGUUCUUAACAGCAAGAAAUGGAAAGCCAUCACUAACAAUUUGCCGAAGAAACAUAAUUCCUCCUCAAAGACUGUAAUGAUCAAUGAGUUAACUUCAGGAACCACAGCUGAGGUCAUUAUUGCAGGCUGCGUGAGAGAAGUAAAUGACAUCUACCACUUCCUUUUUGACUUUGUGGAAAAAAACAUGAAAAUAGAGAGAUUCCUUGAAAUAAAGCCUCCAUUAGUGAUUGAUUAUUUAAAGGCAGAGGAGAAGAUAUUCUGGCAAAAGAUAAAGAUGAACAAGCUAAAUGUCCAUGUAGAUUUCAAUGCUAGGAACAAACCAAAAGGCAUUUUACUAACUGGCUCAAAGGCCGAAGUCCUGGAGGGAAUGAACAUCCUCAAACAAGCCAGGGAUUCAGUUUGUGUUAAAAGCAUCAGUAUUGAUAAGCCAGGAGCCAGCCAGUCCUUCCGGGAUAGACCAUGGUAUUAUAAACGUGAGGUACGGUCAUUUGGUUGUUUUGUGGAACUACUGCAGAAUGAAGGACAGAAGGAGGGAGGUGGCAGUGAUGGGCAGAAGUGCUCCUGUCGGACAGAAUUGGCCCCUGGAGUCUCGCUGAUUGUACAGCAAGGCGACUUGACACGGUUUCCUGUUGAAGUGGUGGUGAAUGCCGCAAAUGAGGACCUCCGUCUCAGUGGGGGCCUGGCUGCUGCUCUUUCAAAGGCAGCUGGCCCUGAGCUCCAAGCAGACUGUGACCGGAUAGUGAAGGAAAAGGGUAAGAUCGCAAUUGGCCAUGCCACCAUCUCAAAACCAGGAAAGCUCCCAUACCACCAGGUGAUCCAUGCAGUAGGACCCAAGUGGAACAGCAGUGAUGUUCUGGGGUGUGUGUUACAGUUAAAGAAUGCCGUGAAAAAAAGUCUCCAUUUGGCUGGUAAAUGCCAGUACCAAUCCAUAGCCAUCCCUGCCAUUAGUUCUGGAGACGGUGGCUUUCCCUUAUCCCAGUGUGUGGAGACCAUUGUUUUGGCCAUCAAGGAAUCCGUCCAGUAUAACUGGGCUGGAUGCACCUUGAAAGAGGUUUACCUUGUGGAUUUAGCUGAGAAGACUGUUGAGGCCUUUGCUGAAACUGUGAAAACUGUAUUUAAAAACAACAAGCCUGGUACUGCUUCCCUGCCCAGUGUACCAUCAGGAGUCCAGCCGGGCCCGAGAAACAAUGAUGGAAACAGACAAAUGCUGCUGUGCCCAGGAGGUCUGAGGAUCCUGUUGGUGAAAGGAGAUGUGCAGAAUGCUACGGCUGAUGUUGUUGUCAACUCCAUUCCUUGGGAGCUCAACCUUAAUAGUGGGCCCCUUUCUAAGGCCCUUUUGGCAAAAGCUGGGCCAAAUCUCCAGAAGGAAUUGAACGCAGCUGGACAAGGGAUAGCUGUUGACGUGGGCACAAUUCUUCAAACCACUGGCUGUAAUCUGCAAUGCUACCAAGUGUUUCAUGUGGUGGCUCCGAGCUGGAAAAAUGGCGACACAUCUUCACACAAGAUCAUGCAAGACAUAAUCAGAAAAUGUUUGGAAAUGACUGAGAACUUGUCCUUAAACUCAAUUGCGUUUCCAGCCAUAGGAACAGGCAUUUUGGGGUUUCCUAAGACUGUUUUUGCUGAAUUGAUCAUUUCGGAAGUGUUCAAAUUUAGUAGCAACAAUGAACCAACAGCUUUACAAGAGGUUUGCUUUGUGCUUCACCCGAGUGAUCACGGAAAUAUUCAGGUACAGCUUCACUCAUUUCUGGUUAUUUUGUCAACUGAGCCCUAAUGGUAUCCAAUGUCU